Messenger RNA from Chelonoidis abingdonii (Abingdon island giant tortoise), 2091 nucleotides. The record is from RefSeq and is a predicted model, not a curated record. NCBI's taxonomy places the organism in Eukaryota, Metazoa, Chordata, Testudines, Testudinidae.
GAAACAAAGUUGAUAAACCAGGGUACUGUAACCUGGAGACCCCAGUCUAAAAGUGGGGUGAAUCACAGGAUUCCAACCCGAGAGACAGAGUUUCCUGAGAAUGAAGAUUUUGACACUGUUUAAUUUCAUCCUUGCAAAUUGUUUAAUAAUGGCCACUGGUAACUCAACUCUACAGAGUUGUUUUCAAGAGCAGCUGAGGCUCAAGGCCCAGGUGAGACUUCUGGAGUAUCGUGUGAAACAGCAGCAGGUAAAAAUUGUGCGGCUCUUACAGGAGAAGGAGAUUCAAUACUAUGACAAUGGAGAUGAAAAUAGUGUUAUUGACCUGGGAGAAAAAAGACAAUAUGCAGCAGAUUGUGCAGAGAUCUACAACGAUGGACAUAAACGCAGUGGAUUUUACAAGAUGAAACCUCUCCAGAGUCCUAGUGAGUUCCUUGCCUACUGUGACAUGUCAGAAGGGGGAGGCUGGACUGUUUUUCAGAGACGUUCUGAUGGCAGCCAGAAAUUUGAUAGAGCCUGGGCUGACUAUGAACAAGGUUUUGGAAAUUUUGUUUCGAGAAAUGGUGAAUACUGGCUUGGAAAUAAAAAUCUUCACUAUCUCACCAAUCAAGGAAACUACACCCUAAGAAUCGAUCUCUCUGAUUUCGAAGGAGAGCGGCGAUUUGCACAAUAUGAAAGCUUCAGAGUUGCUGAUGAAGAGAGCUCAUACCAGCUAAGCUGUGGAGAAUACUCUGGCACAGCUGGUGACUCCCUUACUGGGGGGUUUCACCCUGAAGUGAAAUGGUGGGCUGAUCACCGAGGAAUGAAAUUUAGUACACAAGACAGAGACAAUGACAACUAUGAAGGGAACUGUGCUGAGGAGGACACAGCUGGCUGGUGGUUUAACAGGUGUCACACUUCCAACCUGAAUGGUGUGUACUAUAAAGGACCUUAUACAGCAAAGACAGACAAUGGAAUUGUUUGGUACACAUGGCAUGGGUGGUGGUAUUCUCUGAAAUCUGUUGUCAUGAAAGUCAGACCAGCAGACUUUGAACCCAAUGUUGUUUAAAUAUCUAGUUAAUAUAAUUCAUCCAGUUAAUCUUUGAGCAAAUCCAUCCAAAUUAAGCCAGAUGGGCAGAUUUCUCCCUCCACUCUCCCUCCCCCGCCUCAUUUACUCCUGUAUAAAUCUGGAGUAACUUCAUUAAAAUCAGUGGUUUUAUAUGAGUAUAAAUGAGAAUAGAAUCUGGCCUUAAGCCUGGAGAUACAAAUAAUGUGUACAGGAUUGCUAAAGAGACUGGACAAAGUGCACACAGGGUUUAUGGCAACUUUCACCCAUGUAGAAUACUUAGCAGUAGAACUCUACAAGCAGGGGGAACUUCCACUUGACUGACAGGCAUAAUGUGGGACAGGACUUCCCCAAAAGCGAGUGGCAUUGGUCAGGAAGGAGGAAUGCACUGCUAUUGUAGCUUCUGCUGGUGAGACUCCUUUGGAAUCAAAAGUGGAAUUCAAAGCAGCCUACAAUGCCAGAACCUCUGAGGAAGGACAGCAGUGGGACCAUCACCUUCCAUUCCUAGGACACAAGAGACUAGGCUGGUAUACAGGUGCAAUUUGUACCUUCUGGGGAAUGGAGUACAGGAAAGUUGCCAACUUGGCCCACGCUAUUUUGGACUUUUUUCAUUUGGAAACCAUUUCUAUCUAAAUCUAUGCAUAAUACAUAGGAUUUAAUGGAAAAAUUACAAAAUAGAUUCACUAUAUUGUCUUCAAAAGCAAUGUGAAUAUAUAUUACACAUAAAAAUGACAUUAAAAGAAUGUUACAGGCACCUCAAUUAAUGCACGGAAUGGACCGUUUCUGGGAAUUAAUCCUGGUUGUGUAGAAUGAAGUUGUUGGCUGUAGGAUCCCUGUGUCAUUUGUUGCAAAAGUUGGAAGAUGUGUAGUGAAUGAGGCAGAGGCCUGAAGGAAGAGAAAGGAGGGUCUUGUGGUUAAGGCACUUUAGUGCUCCCUUAGAAAGUUGGGUUCUAUCCUUGCCUUUACUAUAUAGUUCCUGUGUGAUGUGGGCAAGUCACUUAAACCAAACUUUUCACAGAUGGCCACUAAUUAUGGGUUCCUCAUUUUCU